AUGCACAACUUUCUUGCUCUGACAAGCGUCCUGGCUCUAAGUAUCGCCGCACAGGUUUCAUCUUCACCACUCGCUUGUCGCCCAUCCGACGAUGUUGCCAAUGACUGGGACAAGUCCAGCUGCGCAGAGCUUGCUGUCAUCUUUGCACGUGGCACCUUUGACUCUGGAAACAUUGGACCUUGGGUAGGACCGGCAUUCCGCAAAGCCCUAUACUCCGAGGUUGGCGAUAAGCUGGCCUUUCAAGGCGUCAGCCCACAAGACUACCCUGCCAAUCUAGAAGGCAUCAUGGAAGAGGGUGGGUCUGAAAGCUGCGCUGUUAGUCUUGGUAAAGCGGUCGAGCGUUACUCGGCUCGCUGCCCUGACGCCAAGAUUAUUAUAUCUGGAUGGAGCCAAGGAGCUCUGUGCGCCCACAAGAGUUUCAAUGCUUCCAAAGCUCUUGUCAACGAACAGGCACGAAAGCAAGUGAUUGCUCUCACCACUUUUGGCGACCCUGUCCCGGUGUGGUCCGACUCCAUCAAGUUGCCCACCUUGCCUCGGAAUGUGCAGCUUCUCACGUACUGCGCGACCAGCAACCCAGAUCCAUUCUGCACUGACAAGCCGCUCCAAGACUGGCCGCACGACCCCACGGCCUUUGGCGAGAAGCUCGAGGCCGUCUGGCACGACUACGACUUUGGCGCCGCCGGGCUUAGCGACAUGCAGAAAAAGGCCGCCAACGACUUGAUCAUGGCCCUGCCGAGCCUGAUUGAGAGCAAGAUUGGACAGCUGGGCAAGGACAUCGCGGCAGGCCAUAUCCGUCGCUGGAUGCUCACGCCUCAGCACUUCAUGUACGGUUCUGGCCCGCAUCCCAUGACGGAGCAGGCUGCGAGGGAUGUUGCUCGCCUUUUCCAGCAAUCAAAGUAA
This is a messenger RNA of Akanthomyces muscarius, 900 nucleotides long. RefSeq lists its product as uncharacterized. Gene Ontology annotation, biological process: carbohydrate catabolic process. The transcript has 3 exons. The record is from RefSeq and is a predicted model, not a curated record. Gene Ontology annotation, cellular component: extracellular region. Bases 1 to 900 code for a protein of 299 amino acids. Gene Ontology annotation, molecular function: cutinase activity. NCBI's taxonomy places the organism in Eukaryota, Fungi, Ascomycota, Sordariomycetes, Hypocreales, Cordycipitaceae.